Molecule: messenger RNA, 358 nt
Organism: Paralichthys olivaceus (Japanese flounder)
Lineage: Eukaryota; Metazoa; Chordata; Actinopteri; Pleuronectiformes; Paralichthyidae
Product: thiosulfate:glutathione sulfurtransferase
Source: RefSeq, a predicted model, not a curated record
AUGGAUGCUUCAGUGGUGACCUACUCACAGCUGAAGACCAUGUUGUCCGUCCGUGACAUUCAGCUGUUCGAUGUGAGGGAUCCUGAUGAAUACCAGGCCGGACACAUCGCAGAUGCUGUCAACAUCCCAUUGGUAACCCUGGAAGAGUCCCUGAAACUGUCCCCAGAUAGCUUUAAGGACAAAUUUGAAGUGAAGGCUCCUGGGAAAGAUGACAACAACAUCGUGUUUCAUUGCAGAAGUGGGAAAAGGAGCGCCAAAGCACUGGACAUCAGCCGGCAGCUGGGAUUUACCAGGGCGAGACAUUAUGAAGGAGGCUACAGUGAGUGGGCAGAGAAGAAUAAAGAAAAAUGAAUCCGGG